Stylophora pistillata is the source of this 2208-nucleotide messenger RNA. RefSeq names its product TNF receptor-associated factor 2. Gene Ontology annotation, cellular component: cytoplasmic side of plasma membrane; plasma membrane signaling receptor complex. The record is from RefSeq and is a predicted model, not a curated record. NCBI's taxonomy places the organism in Eukaryota, Metazoa, Cnidaria, Anthozoa, Scleractinia, Pocilloporidae. Gene Ontology annotation, biological process: regulation of apoptotic process; signal transduction; regulation of canonical NF-kappaB signal transduction. Gene Ontology annotation, molecular function: tumor necrosis factor receptor binding; zinc ion binding.
CUCAAUGUUGCAGUUAUAAGGCCUCCAAAUUUGUCUCACGGUCGGUGUUGUCUAGAAACCAACGUUAGUCCCCAAGUUUAAUCAUGGAGCUGACACUAUUUAUAGCUGCAACACUGAUAAAAAAUUAGCAACCUCUCUACCUCGGUAAAAGAGCCAUCGUGCGUUUUUUGUCUCACGGCUGUUUUUAAUUUUUAAAGUCGUUUUACUAUGAAGGAUGUAAGAUACAAAAAGAUAUUUAAAAAUGAUGUUUCUUCUUGUUUUACUUUGAUAGAUUCUACAAAGGAAGACAGGAGUUCACUUGACAUUUUAACCUGCUUAAAAGAUGCCGGGAUAUCGUUUGGCGAAAGCAGACAAAGAAGCACUUGGAAUUAAAUACCUUUGUAACUCGUGCACAUUUCUUUUAAAGGAUGCUAUUCAGACCAAAUGUGGACAUUUUUACUGUCAAUCUUGCCUUGGAAAUUUGUGUUUGAAUGGAACAUUAAACAUGACCUGUGUCCAAGAUCAAGUAGUCCUCCUUCCGCAUGAGGUCUUUCCUGAUAACUUCAUGCGGCGUGAAGUUCAAGCAUUGGUUGUCUACUGCACAUUUAUGGAAGAAGGAUGUAAAUGGAAAGGGGAAGUGCGUUAUUUGGAGAACCACACAGUCAGCUGUGAAUUUCUUAAAGUUCCAUGUGUACAUCCUGAGUGUGGGGCACUAGUGAAGAAAGCAGAUCUUACUGAACACUUGGAGAAGGAGUGCAAGUGCAGGCUUGAAACAUGUGGGUUCUGCAAGAAACAAAUCAAGCUAAACACAAUGAAGUUGCACCACGAGAAGGAAUGUCCAGCUUACCCAGUUAAGUGUGAAAAAUGCAUUAAAGCUGACAUUACAAGAGCCAAGUUGACACAACAUCAGGAUCCAUUUCUUGGAGACUGUGAUGGUAUACAGGGACCCUGUCCAUUUUCACAGAUUGGUUGCCCUGAAACUGAGGUCCUUACCCGGGAGCAAAGAAAAGAACAUUUGGAGCAAAUGAACACUUACCACACAACGUUGAUUUUGCGCCAUGCCGUACGAUUUAGCAGAGAACUGGAAGCAUUGCUGAUUCGAGAUCCAAGGAUCGUGUCCAGAGAUCCGCACAUCCUUCCUAAUUACGAGAGUGCAAUUACAGAUUUAGUCUCUCAAAUUCAAAUACAGGCGGGUGAAAAUAGAAAUCUGAUCCUAAAACAUCAAGAGCACAGCGAGAGGAUCACCGCUUUGGAGAGAAAAGUGGCUUCGGGAAAUCUCUCAAGUGCUGGUUCUUCCGUUCAAAUAGCCAGUGGGUCCGGUAGCGAUGCACAAAAUCCUGAGAUUACACGAAGAGUCACUAACGUUGAAAACCGAACCGCUGAUCAUGAGGUUCUUCUGGUGGAGAACAAUCGCACGAUGGAGGAAGUUAGACGUGACAUGGGUAAUAUGAAAAGGCAACUUGACACCACCCAGGAGAGCUCUAGGAGGCAUGACAGAAGGAUUGAAUCUAUCGAGCACACACUGGCUCUUAGAAAUGUAACCCUGGCUGAUUUGGAGGAAUACGUAAGACAACAAGAGUUCUCAAGCUACGAUGGCCAGCUGUUGUGGAAGAUUUCUGAUUACGCUCGCAAACGAAAUGACGCAGUUACUGGGCAGCAAGUCUCCUUCUACAGCCCUUGUUUCUAUACCAGUCGUUAUGGCUACAAAAUGUGCGCCCGCGUUUACUUGAACGGGGACGGAAUGGGCAGAGGGACGCACAUCUCGAUCUUCUUUGUGGUCAUGCGCGGUCAGUAUGAUGCACUGCUUCGCUGGCCAUUCAGACAGAAGGUCACGUUCAUGUUGCUGGAUCAAGAUAACGUGGAACACGUGAUUGACGCCUUCAGACCUGAUCCGAACAGCUCAUCCUUCCAGAGGCCAAGAAGAGAAACUAACAUCGCCAGUGGAUGUCCAAUGUUCUGUUCGCUUGCUGAGCUGAAUAAUCAUGCAUAUGUCAGGGACGAUGCCAUGUUUCUGAAAAUAAUUGUGGAUACGUCUGAUCUGUAAAGCAGAGCUCGAAUAUUCUUCCUUUGGGUGGUUCCAGUUAAGGCUAAACAAAUUUUCUUUGAUUACUUUAUGUUAUGUUAAUCAAACCACUGCACUUUUGAAGCUCAGGGUAUUUUACAAUGAAUAUAUGAAGGCCAGUGGUUUGAAUCCCGUACAGGCCUGAUUUUUUCAGGUCUGGUUUUCGC